AUGUUUCCCCCUCUAGCCAUCCCGUUCCCCCUUGUGCCAAUUCGUCCCCCCUCUUGCUAUCCUGUUCCCCCUCUUGCCAUCCUGCUCCCCCUCUUGCGAUCCCAUUCUCCCUCGUGCCAUCCCGUUCCCCCUCUUGCCAUCAUGUUCCCCCUCUUGCCAUCCCGUUCCUGCCAUCCCGUUCCCCCUCUUGCCAUCCCGUUCCCCCUUGUGCCAUCCCGUUCCUCCUCUUGCCAUCCCGUUCCUCCUCUUGCCAUCCCGUUCCUCCUCUUGUCAUCCCGUUCCCCCUCUUGCCAUCCCGUUCCCCCUCUUGCCAUCCCGUUACCCCUCUUGCCAUCCCGUUCCCCCUCUUGCCAUCACAUCCCCCCUCUUGCCAUCCCGUUCCCCCUCUUGCCAUCCCGUUCCCCCUCUUGUAAUUCCGUUCCCCCUCUUGCCAUCCCGUUCCCCCUCUUGCCAUCCCGUUCCCCCUCUUGCCAUCCCGUUCCCCCUAUUGCCAUGGUGCCAUGGUGCACACGCACUUCUAUGCUCACUUCCCUCAUCUAUCCUCUAGCCCCUUAUGCAUAUCAUCCCCACCUCCUUCCUUCCCCUCCCCCCUCCCUUCUCUUCCCCCCCUCCCUCCCCCUCCCCCCUCUCCCCUCUCAUCCCCGUUCAGCCCAUCCCUGA
Closterium sp. NIES-65 is the source of this 660-nucleotide messenger RNA. The record is from the annotation of a GenBank genome assembly. Lineage: Eukaryota; Viridiplantae; Streptophyta; Zygnematophyceae; Desmidiales; Closteriaceae.